Molecule: messenger RNA, 1419 nt
Organism: Mycena citricolor
Lineage: Eukaryota; Fungi; Basidiomycota; Agaricomycetes; Agaricales; Mycenaceae
Source: the annotation of a GenBank genome assembly
GCAAGGCCCCGAGCCCGCGGGCUCCUAGUGCACGCGCGCUCAGGCCGUCGAAAACUUACUGGCAGUGAAUGCAAUCUCAGAUUUCCGCGAGAAUGCUUUCGCAGAGCUUUGACACGGGGCGGAUUUCCUGACCUUAUGCCAGACGCACCACAGCCCUGAUUUGCCGUCGUCUGCACCUUGUACGUAGGCGCAGAACCCCGCUAUUCCCAUGCGGCUGAUACUUCAUCCACCCGGCUAUAAUCUCAGUCACUUCCUGGGAUAGUCCAAGACUGUGGAUGCAAUGGGUGAUAAUGAUUCGCCGCACGCCGUUUCUAUUACAUACCGAAAGAAAAGACUCAGAGAGCUAUAUAUGCUAGCUUGCUGCAUAUUCAUUGACCCACCAAUGAGCGAUCCAACUUACAUCGCAGUCAACGAGCCGCCCUUUGACGACGAGAAGGCUGACGUCGUCAUCCGUUCCUCCGACGGCUUCGAGUAUCGGACACAUCAAGUUCUGCUUCGGCGCAGCUCUGUCGAAAGUGUGUGGCCUGCGGUCUUGUCCCUGCCGCAAACAAGAAAAUACUAUCGUUCAGAUAAUUGCUCCAUCCUGAGCACACCAUCCCACGACAUGAUUCCCAUCAUUCCAGUCCCCGAAGACAGCAAAGUGGUGGAUCCGCUGCUGCGCCUGUGCUAUCCGCCGUGGGACGAUGCCCGCUGUCGCGUGACACUCUUGUCCGAUCUUGAGACUUGCCUCGGCGUAGUACAGGCGGCUCAGAAGUACUGUAUGGAUGGGCCCGAGAAGAUCGCUCGUACGCACUUGCUUACUCAUCACCUGCUCCCGCUAUCCUUGGGCGGCUACGCAGUCGCACUCCACGCCCAGCGCGACCGCGGCCUCGAAAUCAGCGAGGAGACACGGCGUUGCGCCCGAGCCUUCUUGCGCACCCCCUUACUCGAACAGGCGUACACGCCGGAGCUGGAAUGUAUCACGGCAGGCGACUAUCUCCGCCUCCACAGCUUCCACGUGCGAUGCGGUAACGCCGCAGAGGCCGUCGCUCGCAAUCUGCGGUGGAUCAUCAAAGAGAAUUCCCCGUGGUUCGAAUGCACCGCCUGCCGCGGCCUCGCAGUGGUCGUCAUUUCAUCCGAUCGGCGCAAGUGGGCGUCCAAGUGGUGGACGGAUUUCAUCGGCGAGGCGGCGGUAGCCUUGAAAGAGAGACCGGUGGGCGAGACAGUCGAGAUCCACUCAGAUUUGGUGAAUAGCGCGAUAGACAAGGCAAUGGGGCAGUGUGCAGUGUGCCGGGGCAGGGUACACCGGGAGAUGGAAGCCUUUUGCAAAGUUUUUGCAAAUGAAGUAGAAAGAGCUACAGACGCUCUCCAGAUCACAGCGACAUAAUCGAUAUGCGGUAGCAGUUGAAUCUCGAUUUGCCUUGAGUUGCGCGAGUGACG